This is a messenger RNA of Babesia bovis T2Bo, 1942 nucleotides long. RefSeq lists its product as uncharacterized. The transcript has 10 exons. The record is from RefSeq and is a predicted model, not a curated record. Gene Ontology annotation, biological process: primary miRNA processing; mRNA processing. The coding region runs from base 177 to 1919 and encodes 580 amino acids. Lineage: Eukaryota; Apicomplexa; Aconoidasida; Piroplasmida; Babesiidae. Gene Ontology annotation, cellular component: nuclear body.
UUAUUAUGGCUAUUGAGCCAAUACUAUUUUGAUAUAUUUGGUGGUUUUGUGGUUGUGCUGUGUACUAGUAUACCUACUGUAUAUUACCCACAUAUGUCAGUAAUCCCUUUCUGUUAUUUGACCAUAUAAAGCUUGGAAGUUAUUCUAUUGUGCUACGUAAAACAGUUGUCUACACGAUGGAUCGUAUGGGAAAGGUGCCUAAGCGUCCCAUUCCUCGUAGGAAGCCGCGUAUUUUCGUUGGGGAGCAGCAUCGCAUGCUUAAUUUCAAGCAGUUUAUUUUAAUGAGGGAGGAUGAGAUAUCACCUGAGAAAGCUGCUGAGGAGUACAAGAAGUACUAUAAUGAAUUUUUAUCAGCUGAGAUACGUCGUUAUUACGACAUGUAUGAGCCUUUGGCUUUUUUCCGUGAAAAGUUUCAUCCGUAUUAUUUACAGCUUGAACAUGAAUUUGUUAAGGAGGAAGCUUUGAACAGUAACCGUGACUUUGUUUUAAAAUACACUAAUGGUCAACUGGAAGAGCUUCUUCUUGAGAUAAGUUACAGGCGCCUGUAUGGUUUUUCUGGUUCUGACAAUAACAAUCCUUCAACUGAUUCUGCUUACAAGAGUUCUGAGUGGGCUUAUGAAAUUCCUGUCGAAUAUCCCAAGGACAAUACUCACACUGGACGUUUGCCCAUAGAGUCUCCAUUACAAUCUGUUCUUCUUGUCGAUGUUCCUGACAAGAUUUUUAAGCACGAGAUACACAGUGCAAUAAAGCCUCAUUUGGAACGUUUUUCAAUAUAUAUGGCUGAGCGUGACAUGGUUCGUACGGCAUUUAUCAGUGUUGACAACUGUGAUUUGAAGCAGUUGAGUGAUUCGUUAACUACCAGUCUUUUGACUGUUCAGGACUUUUUACUACGUUUCGAGCCUUGUAACCCUUUGCAUGAGCGCCUUCGCGUUCGUGUAUGUCCUCCUGUUUGUUCUCAUCCUAUAGUUAUCGCUCGUGAUAUCGAGUUGACUGGUCGUGUCAUUCGUAAGCUUGAUGGCGAGUUUUGUCCUACUGAGAUUUCGUUUGUUGACAUCUUACCUGCUGAUAUUGACGCUAAAAAGCGUUUGGACCUGCAUAUAACAUAUUUGCGCAAGGUUCACAGUUAUUGUUUCUAUGGUCGUAUUAAGGGCCGUAGUUACAUUGACCUUUGGGAUUUAUGUGGUCCAGGUCAUGUUCGUGUUGACUUAUUAAACGAGUUGUAUGAUAAAGAGGAUGGUUUAACGCCAAAGCAUUUCAACGUCAAGUUUUCAUCUUCUGAAGGUGUUGGUUCUAAGCCUUCUGUUAAUGUUGAGCCUCGAGAAUGGGAGAAGGAGUUGACUUCUGUUUGUGAAGUAUCAAAAUCUCAGUUACAAUGGCUGCGUGAUGUUGAAUCCUUUGCUGAGAAUCUUUUGCUGUGUGAUUUGGGUCCUCCUCCGUAUGAGCAGGACGAGUCUGAGAUAGAGGAGAAAUGGAAGCAAUUUUGCAACAUUAACACGGUGGUUGACGGUCCUGAGCGUUUCCGUUGUCGCAUAUGUCAAAAGUUGUUCAACGACUCUAAGUUUGUGUGGAAGCACCUUAAGUUGAAGCACGGCGACAAUCACAGCAAGAUUGUUAUAGAGUGUGGCGUGCCUCAGAUGAGGGAGAUUUUCACAAAUUGCCACACUUUAUAUCGUUGCAAUCCUUUUGAAAGACUGCUUAACGUUCCAGUUGUGCAAAUGCCUUCUGUUGAGGCUGACUUCCCUCCUAUGGAAUCUAAUGGCAAUUCCGAUACUCGUUACAACGUUCGCAACGAAGGCGGUGGCAAGCGCAGGCGUCGUGAGUACUUUGACUUUGACCGUCCUCAGGCUAAGCGUGAACACAUGGUUUCUUUUGCGCAGGACGAGUACACUCGCCCAAGUGUGAAGUACGAUGACCUUUGAAUACUUAUUUCAUUGUGUUCAAC